This is a messenger RNA of Platichthys flesus (European flounder), 7022 nucleotides long. RefSeq names its product trichohyalin-like. Gene Ontology annotation, biological process: regulation of transcription by RNA polymerase II. Gene Ontology annotation, cellular component: nucleus. The coding region runs from base 197 to 6277 and encodes 2026 amino acids. Lineage: Eukaryota; Metazoa; Chordata; Actinopteri; Pleuronectiformes; Pleuronectidae. The record is from RefSeq and is a predicted model, not a curated record. Gene Ontology annotation, molecular function: transcription coregulator activity; double-stranded DNA binding. The transcript has 13 exons.
UGCAGAUCACGUGACACGAGCAUUUCCUCAAACAUGGCGGCCGUUCGUGGGUCAUAGCUAAGUAACAAGAAGCUGAAUGUUGUAGCUAGGAGACACUUCUCUGAUCUCACGCGACCGUCGCUUGGUUUCCGCUGAGCGUCAGACACACACCAAGUCGUCGGCAGGUUGCUGGUUCGAUUCCCACUGAAGCAGCAAGAUGCCAGGGAAACACAACGACAGCUUCAAACCAGGAGACCUGGUGUUCGGCAAGAUGAAGGGCUACCCUCAUUGGCCAGCCAGGAUCUGCAAGGAUGACAAGGGAAACAAGAAGCGAGUCACAGUCUUCUUCUUCGGGACUCAUCAGAUAGGAAGCCUCCCCGUAGAGAAUGUCGUUCCUUACGUGAGGAACAAGAUAAAGUACGGCAGCGGGGUCCGCAUCAAAGGCUUCGCUGAAGGAAUGUGGGAAAUCCAGAACACACCCAAAAUCGGGAGUAGAGGCAAAAUCCCAGUAAAAACCUACACACAGACGACACCUGCUAAACCGACGUCUGCGGUCAAAGCCACACCGGACAAGGUUAAAAGUUCGCCCAUCAAAUCAUCUCAGAGUAAACCCGUCGCUGUGAAGGUCGACAGGAAAGUUAAAGCUUCUCCGAUCAAAGCUUCAAGUCAAACAGAAACGGUUCCUACACGAGCCUCAUCAAGAUCCGCUCCAGAGCAAACGGUCGAGUCCACACAGACUCCUGAGAAGACGUCGACAGAUUCCUCAGUGAGGACGAAAAGAAGGAAGGUGGAGUCAGAGGUGACCACAAGCACAGAUCCACCACCAGGGGGCAGCAGAAGUAAAAAUACUGCAAGGGACGAAAAGGAGACGACAGCAAACGUGUUGAAAACUAAAAUCUCAACAACGACCCCGAGCAAAGUUAAAGCUGAGAAAAAAACCCAGAGUGUCGUUAAAGCUCUGACUACAGCGACAGACGACAAAGAUAAAACAGAGGCGACAAGUCCCACUAUGACCAGGAGCAGAAAAGCUGAGCCAAAGGUCGUUGCAGAGCAGCUCAGAAAGAGAACAGCUCACAGUCCUACAGCGACACCUGCAGCUGGUAAGAGAGUGAAAAACUCUGCCACACAAGUGUCCAGUAAUUACAGAGAACAGGAGGAGGAGAAGAGUGCAGCAGAGAGUCGAGGAGUUAAGAGGAGGAGAGAAGAAGAGAAGGAGAUAAGAAAAGAGAAGACGGAUGAGAAAACAGCAGAGGUGAAGUCCUCUGAGAGACAAGGAGUGGAAAGAAAGGAAGAGGAGAAAGUACAACAAGAUGAAUGUGUAGAAGGAAAGAAAGACACGAUGGCGACAGAAACUCAAGCAAUGACGACAAAGCCGGUCGAGAAAGAAAAGGAGGAGAAAAUAAACUUUGGAAAGAAGGAGGAGAGAACGAUCAGAGAAACAAGCCCAGAGAUCGAAGGAACAACAAGCACGGGAGAUGCGGAGGCAACAAAGAAGGAAGAUGAGGAAAGAAAGAAAGAGGAGAUGAGAAGAAUGGAGGAGGAACAAGCGAGGAAGAGGAUAGAGAAAGAGCAGGAGGUGAUGAAGAAAGUAAAGGUGAUGGUGAGGAUUGAAAGUCUGGAAGAAAUGAGGAGAAAGACGGAGGUGAAGAAAAUUGGACCAAUGUCAGAGAGAGAAGGGAGGACAGUGAUGGAGAGGAAGAAAGAAGAGGAGAUCAAGAAGCAGACGGAGGAGAGGAAAGCAAGAGAAACGACAGAGAGAGAAGGGAGCAUGAUGAGAACAGAGAGAGAUAUAGGAGAGGGGGGAAAGAAAGAAGAGAUGAAUCAGAAGACUGAGGAGAAGAAAACUGGAGAAAUGUUGGAGAGAGAAGGGCGGAUGACGACAAGGAGAACACAGGAGGGAAAAGAAGAGGUGAAAAAAACUGGAGAAGCUUCAGAGAAAGAAGGGAGGAUGACCAGGAGAACCGAGAGAGAGAAAGGAGAGGAGGGACAGAAAGAAGAGAUGAAGAAGAAGAAGAAGGUGAAGGCAACUGGAGAAACAUCCGAGACAGAAGGGAAGAUGACAAGGAGAACCGUGAGAGAAAAAGGAGAGGAGGGACAGAAAGAAGAGAUGAAGAAGAUGGAGGUGAAGGAAACUGGAGAAACUUCAGAGAGAAAAGGGACGAUGACAAGGAGAACCAUGAGAGAGAAAGGAGGGGAAGCAAAGAAAGAAGAAAUGAAGAAGAUGGAGAUAAGGAAAACUGGAGAUGGGAGGAUAACGAGAAGAACAGAGAGAGAGGAGGGAAAGAAAGAAGAGACGAAGAAGAUGGUGGUUAAGAAAACUGGAGAAACGUCUGAGAGAAAAGGGAGGAUGAGCAGGAGAAUGGAGAAAGAGAAAACAAAGGAUGAAGAAGAGGAGGAAAAUAAAGAAGAGAGGACAAACACAAAGGAGGUGGAGAAGAAAACACAGGAUGGAUGUGAAAAAGGAAAGGAAGAGGAGAUGAUAAAGAAUAUGGAGGAGGAGACCACUGGAGAAACAUCAGAGAGAGAAGCGAGGAUGAAAAGGAGAACAGAUGGAGAUGAGGGAAAGAAAGGAGAGAUAAAGAAGAAGAUGGAGGUGAAGGAGACUGGAGAAUCAUCAGAGAGCGAAGGGAGGCUGACAAAGACAACAGAAGAAGAGGAGGGAAAGAAAGAACAGAAGAAGAAGAUGGAGGUGAAGGAUACUGGAGAAAUGUUGGGGAAAGAACGGAGGAUGACAAGGAGAACAGAAAGAGAGGAGGGAAAGAAAGAAGAGAUGAAGAAGAUGGAGGUGAAGGAUACUGGAGAAAUGUUCGGGAAAGAACGGAGGAUGACAAGGAGAACAGAAAGAGAGGAGGAAAAGAAAGAAGAGAUGAAGAAAAUUGAAGUGAAUAAAUCUGGAGAAGCUUCGGUGAGAGCAGGGAGGAUGACAAGGAGAACAGACAGAGAGAAAGGAGAGGAGGGAAAGAAAGAAGAGAUGAAGAAGAUGGAGCUGAAGGAGCCUGGAGAAGCAUCCGAGAGAGAAGGGAGGAUCACAAGGAGAACAGAGAGCGGGAAAGGAGAGGAGAGAAAGAAAGAAGAGAUGAAGAAUAUGGAGGUGAAGGAACCUGGAGAAGCAUCAGAGAGAGACGGGAGGAUCACUAGGAGAACAGAGAGAGGGAAAGGAGAGGAGGGAAAGAAAGAAGAGAUGAAGCGGAUGAAGGAAAGUGGAGAAACGUCACAGAGAGAAGGGAGGAUGACAAAGAGAACAGAGGGAGAGAAAUCGAAGGAUAUAGAAGAAGAGGAGGAAAAGAAAGAAGAGGAGACAAAGAGAAAGGAGGCGGAGAAGACGAAACAGGAUGAAGGUAUAGAAGGAACAAAAGAAGAGAAAACUGAAGAAACAACAGACAAAGGAAGGAGGACGACAGGGAGCACAGAGAGGGAAAAAACAAAGCAUGAGGGAGAAGAGGAGAGGAAAGACACGGAGGAGGAGAAAACUGGAGAAACUCCGGAGAGAGAAGUGAGGAUGAUGAGGAGAACCGAGAGGGAUACAACUAAUGAUGAAGGAGAGGAGAAGGAUGUCGAGAAGAAAAAACAGGAUGGGGAUGUCGAGGGGAACAAAGAAGAGCUGAAAAAGACGGAGGAGGAGAAAACUGGAGAAAUAUCAAACAAAGGAAGGAGGACGACAAGGAGCACAGAGAGGGAAACAUCAAAGCAUGAGGGAGAACAGGAGGAAGAGAAAACUGGAGAAACUUCGGAGAGAGAAGUGAGGAUGAUGAGGAGAACCGAGAGGGAUGCAACUAAUGAUGACGAAACGAUGACAACUAGAGAGAAGGAGGAGGUGCAGAAAAGAAAACAGGAGGGAGGAUUAGAAGGAAAGAAAGAAGAGAUGAAGAAGGCAGAGGAGGAGAAAACUGGAGAAACAUCUGAGAGAGAAGUGAGGAUGACAAGGAGAACUGAGAAGGAACAAACAGAGGAUGAAGGCGAGAAGGAUGUGGAGAAUAAAAAAGUGAAUGGAGGUGUAGAGAGGGAAAAAGACGAGAUGACGAAGAAAAUGGAAGAAGAGAAAACAGUAGAAAAGCUGGAGAGAGGAGGGAGGACAAUGAGGAGCACAGAAAAGGAGAAGGAAAAAAGAAAGGAUGAAGGCAAGGAGGGAAAAGAAGAGGCAACAACUAAAAAGAACGAGUUGAAGAAAAAACAGGAUGUAGGUGUAGAAGGAAAGAAAGAAGAAACGAUAAAGAAGAAAACCGAAGAGAAAACUGGAGAACUGUCUGUGAGAAAAGUGAGGAUGACGAGGAGAACCGAGAGAGAGAAAAAGAAGGAUGAAGGAGAGGAGGUGACAAUGACAGAGGUGGAGAAGAAGAAACUGGAUGGAGGUGUAGAGAGGAAGAAGGAAGGGAUGAAGAAGCAGACAGAAGAGGACAGAACUGGAGAUACCUCAGUGAGAGCAGGGAGAACAACUAGGAGCAGAGAAAAAGAGAAAACAAAGGAUGGAGAAGAAGAAAAGGAGAAGGGCGGAUCUCCUGUGGAGGACGAGCGACAGCGCCACCUGGCGGCCAAGAGGGAGAAAUUGUUAAAAUCUCUGCGAGGUCUGAUGCAGGAGGGAGGAGGAGCGACGAGGAGGAGGGAGAAGACGAAGAACACACAGCGAGUCGGGGACUUAGCAAAGAAGAUCGAGAUCAAAAAGAGGGUAAGUCAGAGGAGCUUGAAAAACGUUGGAAAGGAGGAGGAGAGGAAGAUGGAAAAAACGACAGACGUUAAAAAGAAAGACGAGAAGAACGAGGUGAAGACGUCCGACCUCAAGACACCAGCGGAGAAGUCAAAGAGUAAAACAACAGGAGAACAAAGUGGACAGAAGAACGAAGACAAAAUGAACUUGGAGGGAAAGAAAAACGAGGGAGUGAUCGAGAAAACAGGGGAGGAAAAGAAGAACGAGGAAACGCAGCAGAAGAAAAAUGAAGAAAAGACGGGGGAGAGAAAAAUAAUCGGAAAGAUCGUGAAGGCGACGCCUGGAAAGGGAACAAAGUUUCAGGUGAAGACGAUGAUGGGAGGAACACUGGCGGUGGUGUCGGAGGAUGACAAGAAGAAGAAAGAAGAGAGGUCGGACAAAAAAAGUAUAGAAGAGAAGGAAAAGAGCUCAGAAAAGGUGAAGGAGACGGAGAAGAAAUCAGAAGAUGAGAAGAUGGAAUUGAGCUCAGAUGUUGUGAGUGUAUCUGAAAGAACAAGAGCAAUGAUGGAUGACAAAAAAGAGAAGAACACAACAGAAGAAGAGAAGAAGGUCAGUGAUGAGGAGGAGAAACAGAAGAAGAGCAGUGAUGAGGAGGAGAAACAAAAGAAGAGUAGUUAUGAAGAGGAGAAACAAAAGAAGAGCAGUGAUGAAAAGGAGAAACUAAAGAAGAGCAGUGAUGAAGAGGAGAAACAAAAGAAGAGCAGUGAUGAAGAGGAGAAACAAAAGAAGAGCAGUGAUGAAGAGGAGAAACAAAAGAAGAGCAGUGAUGAAGAGGAGAAACAAAAGAAGAGCAGUGAAGAUGAGGCAGAGCUGAAAAAGAGCGAAGAAGAUCAAAAAUCACAUAGAGCAACUCUGAAAUCUCAGGAGGAGAAGAAGGAAAAGGAGGCGGAAAAAACAACAGAGCAGAAAAAGAAAGAGGAGAAGAUCGAGAAGGAGCCGGAGCAGAAGAACGAGAACACCCCAGAUCAAGAGGAGAAGACUGAGGAGACAGAAAAUCAGAAGGAGGAGCAGACGCCACAAGCAGAGGCAGAAACCAGCAAAGAAGCAGAACCAGAGAAGAAGAGCGGAGAAGAAAAGAGUGACUCAGAGAGAGGGAAGGUGGUGGAGGUGAAGCAGCAGCAGAAGAAGAAGAGUUCGACCAUGACGCUGACGGACUCCACUCUGCACAGAAUCCACGGGGACAUCAGGAUUUCUCUGAAGACCGACAAGCCGGACCUCAGGAAGUGUCUGACGGCGUUGGAUCAGCUCAGUAUGGUUUACGUGACGUCUCAACACGUCCAGAGACACAGUGAGCUCAUCGCCACGCUGAGAAAGAUGCGUUCCUACAAAGCCAGCCAGGCCGUCAUGGACAAGUCCUCCAUGCUCUACAACCGCUUCAAAAACACCUUCCUGGUGGGGGAGGGCGAGGAGGUGGUGAGCGCCGCCUUCCUGCGCUCGCUGCUGGAGGAGAAGGAGCGAGAGGAGGCUGAGAGGGUGGAGCUCUGCAGGAGGGAGGGAGUGAAGGAGGUGAAGGAGGUGAAGGAGAGGUUGAGGAACGACGGAGGAGGGGAGGAAGAAGAGGUGCAGAUAACAAAUGCUCCAGUGGGCUUGUCCUGAUGGGUCAAUCAUCCUGUAGUCGCCUGGACUGAACCAUUCCCCUACUGAGGGGUGUUGAUGUGAAUCCGUUUCCCUGACAAUGAGAAUGUGCACAACCGUUUACCUCAUCACACACACAAACCAGUUUAUCACCUGCUCAACUACUGGUGCUUAUUUUCUGUACAGUUUGUGUUAAUCUUUAGUUGUCGUUCAUGUUUACGUGUCAACUCUCGUUAACGUUCAAUACGCUUGUUCCACCUGUUUGUGUUGUGGUUGGGUUGUAGACUGACUCACAUUCACCAGGACAGUGUUUAUUCUUCUUCCACUAAAACACUCGUUUUUAAGUUGUAUUUUAAUCCUGUUUUCCUCAGAAUGUUAGAUCAGGACAGAUGGCUGAUGGGAAAGUCUGGUUUUAUUUAUCACGUGCAUUUUUUUAUUCAUCAGGUUGAACGUUACAACAGCAUAUUUGAACCUGACGUCAAAGCAUUAAAUGGCCUCGUUAAAACCUGAACGUUCGUACUCACACUGCUGCGGUGGAUGUAGUGCCUUGCUCAUAGGCACACCACAGCAGGUAACAACGGGUUGUAGCUGUUAAAUUGAAACACUUUGUACAAGUCAAAUGUUUUAUUGUGUAUUUUCUUGUGACCCAGUGAGAUGUUCCUGUUCUUUGAUUCUUUAAUUGCGGUUUUGUACAUUUGUAAUUUUUACCACAAGUUUUUAAAUAAAAGUGUCGCACAAAGAGAAAAACUCACACAGACGUGACAAC